AUGCGAUCAGAGAAGAAAUCAUGUUCGCCACUCCUCUGUGACGAACUCAUCAACGAAAUCUUGUCUCGUCUUCCCGUGAAAACUGUGAUCCAAUUCAAGUGUGUGUACAAGGGAUGGAACUCCCUGAUGUCAGAUCCCUAUUUCAUCAAAUUGCACCUUAACAAAUCUGCUGCGAAGGACGAUUUGGAACACCUUCAACUGAUGAAAAAUGCCAGCCUCGGAUCCAUCCCUGAAAUCCACAUGGAAUCGUGUGAUGUAAGUUCAUUAUUCCAUUCCCUACAAAUUGAAACGUUCUUGUUCAAUUUCGCAAAUAUGCCAGGUAACCAUCUGGUUGGUUCAUGUAAUGGGUUGCACUGUGGGGUUAGCGAAAUACUAGAAGGAUACCGUGCUUGUUUCUGGAACAAGGAGACAAGGGUGAUAUCCAGAGAAUCGCCAACGCUGUCUUUUUCCCCGGGCAUUGGUCGUAGAACAAUGCUUGGGUUUGGCUAUGAUCCGUCAAGUGACAAAUACAAGGUUGUAGCAAUUGCAUUGACUAUGCUUUCACUUGACGUAUCUCAAAAGACUGAGAUGAAAGUUUAUAGCGCGGGUGACAGUAGUUGGAGAAACCUUAAAGGUUUUCCUGUUCUUUGGACUUUACCUAAAGUUGGUGGAGUGUAUCUGAGUGGAACCCUUAAUUGCGUUGUUAUUAAGGGAAAAGAAACCAUUCAUUCAGAAAUCAUAAUUAUUUCUGUUGAUCUGGAGAAGGAGACUUGCAGAUCACUGUUUCUUCCCGACGAUUUUUGCUUUGUUGAUACAAAUAUUGGAGUUUUUAGAGACUCGCUUUGA
Glycine soja is the source of this 825-nucleotide messenger RNA. RefSeq names its product F-box/kelch-repeat protein At3g23880-like. The transcript has a single exon. The record is from RefSeq and is a predicted model, not a curated record. NCBI's taxonomy places the organism in Eukaryota, Viridiplantae, Streptophyta, Magnoliopsida, Fabales, Fabaceae. Bases 1 to 825 code for a protein of 274 amino acids. Gene Ontology annotation, molecular function: protein binding.